ACAAAUAGAAGAAGAACAAUUGGAUAAAAAGAAAACAUGCACUUCUUCAUUUCUUCUCUGUUUCAGCACCAACGUAAUAGCUUCAGCAGAACACAAUGAAGAACAACGAUAACAACAGCAGUUCAAGUAUCGAUUCAAGAUUUAAUCAAACUCUAAAAAAUGUCCAAGGGUUGCUUAAAGGUCGCAGUAUUCCUGGUAAAGUAUUGCUGACCAGGAGAACAGAUCCUCCCGAGGAUCCAAGCGUACACUCUCCUGGUUUUGGGAGGAGCUUUUCGGAAAAUGAUGCUGGCAUAAGUGAUCGAAUGGACAUGUCGAAGGAGGCAGAAGCUCGGAGUACAAGCAAGCUAAACAAUAAUGCAACUACAAACAAAUUGAAACCUUCAGUUUCCAGUAUUGAGAUUGCAUCCAAAGACGUUCAGAAGAUCCCUAUGGGUGCUAGAGCUACAGAUUCUGCAAGGGUUAUGAAGUUCACUAAAGAGCUCUCCGGAACAACGGUUAUAUUAGAGAGAUUGCGUGAGUUAGCUUGGAGUGGUGUACCACCAUACAUGCGUCCCAACAUUUGGAGGCUUCUCUUGGGAUAUGCACCACCUAAUUCAGAUAGAAGGGAGGGGGUUUUGAGAAGGAAGCGCAUCGAGUAUCUUGAUUCUGUUGCUCAAUUUUAUGACAUUCCGGAUACAGAACGUUCAGAUGAUGAGAUCAACAUGCUUCGCCAGAUUUCUGUUGAUUGUCCUAGGACUGUACCUGAUGUCACUUUUUUUCAACAAGCUCAAGUUCAGAAAUCACUGGAGCGCAUUCUUUAUACAUGGGCAAUCCGGCAUCCUGCAAGUGGAUAUGUUCAGGGAAUAAAUGACCUUGCAACACCCUUUCUGGUUGUUUUCCUAUCUGAAUACUUGGAAGGAGACAUUGAUAACUGGUCGAUAUCUGAUCUAACUCCAGUUAAAAUCUCUAACAUAGAGGCUGAUUGUUAUUGGUGCCUCUCAAAGCUACUAGAUGGCAUGCAAGACCAUUACACAUUUGCUCAACCAGGAAUACAGAGACUUGUAUUUAAGUUGAAGGAAUUGGUUAGGCGGAUUGAUGAACCUGUUUCAAGGCACAUGGAAGAGCAGGGGCUUGAAUUUCUUCAAUUUGCUUUUCGCUGGUUCAACUGUCUUUUAAUACGUGAGAUCCCUUUUCAUCUUGUAACCCGCCUGUGGGACACAUACCUUGCUGAAGGAGAUGCUUUGCCAGAUUUCCUUGUGUACAUAUAUGCAAGUUUUCUUUUGACGUGGUCAGAUAAGCUACAGAAACUUGAUUUCCAAGAGAUGGUGAUGUUUCUUCAACACCUUCCAACUCAGAACUGGACACACCAAGAGCUAGAGAUGGUACUUUCUAGAGCAUACAUGUGGCACAGCAUGUUCAACAGUUCCCCUAGCCACUUAGCUAGCUAAAGAUGAAGUGAUGUUCAACAUACCUAUUAAACAGUCUUCAGUUGAAAUUUUCUUGAUAACCGUUUGUUUUUAUUUUUUGGGGUUUCUUGAAGUGGUCUGUUACAUGCAGAUAUAUGUUUUCUCAUUCUAGUGGAGGUGGUCAAAGAGUGUCGUCACACGUGUUUGUUGCUUGUAAUAUUUUUGUAUUCUGUAGCAUUUCCUUGUACAUUUACCAUUGAGUGAAGAAAGAAAUUAACGCGAAGUAAUCUUUAUUUAACAAUUUUUCAAGUUGAGUUGGGAACUUAGGGCGGAAUUUUCAUGUGAUAACACCAAUGUAUUUUCACUCUUGGCAGUAUUUGUGCCUGGUAUGUCGAACAGGUUAUGGAUUUUAUA
Molecule: messenger RNA, 1799 nt
Organism: Jatropha curcas
Lineage: Eukaryota; Viridiplantae; Streptophyta; Magnoliopsida; Malpighiales; Euphorbiaceae
Product: Ypt/Rab-GAP domain of gyp1p superfamily protein
Biological process (GO): activation of GTPase activity
Molecular function (GO): GTPase activator activity
Source: RefSeq, a predicted model, not a curated record